UCCUCCUCCUCAGUUGCAGCCUCCAAUUCAAGUGUGCACCAGAAAAAAAGAUGAUAACAGGGGACGUCUGGACAGUGAAUAUGGGGAGCAAAACCUUACUGGCACAUUAAGGAUUUUAGAAUGGGAAGACAGGUGUCUUGAUCAGUGACAGCUGCAUGUGGAUUGUGAGUUUUUGUUGUCACCUUUUUCUCAUCAAAAUGUGUGAGGCAUGGAUGUGGGUCCGAUGGCAGUUUGUUUUCGUUACGGAUACAAGGACCAGCAAGUUAUAAGCAUGAAUUACUAAGGGCGGAAAAACUGAUAUCAAUGUUAAAUUCGACUUUGGAGGGAGGACCAUGGCAAAAAGGAAGGGACUGUUAUUUCCACUGCUGUACUUUAUGGCAGAGUUUUGGCUCACUUCACAGCAGGUCCUGAGAAUUGGAGGCAUCUUUGAGACGCUUGAGAAUGAGCCCAUUAGUGUUGAAGAACUGGCCUUUAAAUUUGCUGUAACCAACAUAAACAGGAACCGAACCUUAAUGCCAAACACCACAUUAACCUAUGACAUCCAGAGAAUAAACCUGUUUGACAGUUUUGAGGCCUCAAGAAGAGCCUGUGACCAGUUGGCUUUGGGUGUUGGGGCCGUAUUUGGUCCCUCUCACAGCUCAUCAGUCAGUGCGGUCCAGUCUAUUUGUAACGCCCUGGAAGUCCCUCACAUCCAGACGCGCUGGAAACACCCCUCAGUUGACAACAAAGACAGUUUCUACAUUAACCUCUAUCCUGAAUACACCUCCAUAAGCCGAGCUGUGCUGGACAUAGUGCAGCACUACAAGUGGAAGACGGUCACUGUUGUCUAUGAGGAUGCAACUGGACUGAUUCGUUUGCAAGAGUUAAUCAAAGCUCCAUCCAGAUACAGCAUUAAAAUCAAGAUCCGCCAGCUGCCAACAGGAAGUAAAGAUGCCCGUCCUCUGUUAAAAGAGAUGAAAAAGGGGAAGGAAUUCUAUGUCAUCUUUGAUUGCUCUUGCCAAACAUCAGCUGAUGUUCUCAAACAGAUCUUGUCCAUGGGGAUGAUGACUGAAUAUUACCACUUCUUCUUCACCACCCUGGACCUGUUCGCCCUCGACCUUGAGCCAUACCGCUACAGUGGGGUCAACAUGACGGGGUUCAGACUACUCAACACCGACAACCCUCAGGUGGCCUCGGUGGUGGAGAGGUGGGCCAUGGAGCGUCUGCAGGCUCCCUCCAAAGCAGAGACUGGAAUGAUGGAGGGGAUGAUGACAACUGAAGCAGCUCUGAUGUACGACGCUGUCUACAUGGUGGCUGCUGCCUCGCAACGCGCCUCCCAGAUCACUGUCAGCUCCCUUCAGUGCCACCGACACAAACCCUGGCGCUUUGGAUCACGCUUCAUGAACAUGCUCAAAGACGCACAAUGGAAUGGCUUGACGGGACAAAUAAUUAUAAACAAGACAGAUGGCCUGCGGAAAGAAUUUGAUUUAGAUGUCAUCAGCCUAAAGGAGGAUGGCUUGGAGAAGAUUGGCGUGUGGAACUCCCAAACAGGCCUUAAUUUAACAGAAAAAAAUAGGGACUUAUCCACCAAUGUGACCGACUCAAUGGCUAACAGGACCCUCAUUGUGACAACUAUUCUGGAAAAUCCUUAUGUCAUGUAUAAGAAAUCUGAUAAGCCGCUGUAUGGAAAUGAUCGCUUUGAGGGCUACUGCCUGGACCUGCUCAAAGAGCUCUCCAACAUUUUGGGCUUCUCCUAUGAGGUAAAGCUGGUGUCUGAUGGCAAAUAUGGAGCUCAGAAUGACAAGGGGGAGUGGAACGGCAUGGUGCGAGAACUCAUUGACCAUGUGGCUGACCUCGCCGUGGCCCCUCUCACUAUCACAUAUGUCAGGGAGAAGGUGAUAGAUUUCUCCAAGCCCUUCAUGACACUGGGGAUCAGCAUCCUCUACCACAAACCCAACGGCACCAAUCCAGGAGUGUUCUCCUUCCUCAACCCGCUGUCUCCUGAUAUCUGGAUGUAUGUGCUGCUGGCAUGCCUCGGUGUCAGCUGUGUGCUGUUUGUUAUUGCCAGGUUCACUCCCUAUGAGUGGUACAACCCUCACCCCUGCAACCCAGACUCAGAUGUGGUUGAAAACAACUUCACUUUAAUAAAUAGUGUCUGGUUUGGAGUUGGAGCACUUAUGCAGCAAGGAUCAGAACUAAUGCCUAAGGCCCUCUCUACAAGGAUAGUUGGAGGAAUAUGGUGGUUCUUUACGUUGAUCAUAAUCUCCUCAUACACUGCCAACUUGGCUGCCUUCCUCACUGUGGAGAGAAUGGACUCACCAAUCGACUCUGCAGAUGACUUGGCCAAGCAAACAAAAAUAGAGUAUGGUGCUGUAAGAGACGGCUCCACCAUGACCUUUUUUAAGAAAUCUAAGAUCUCAACUUACGAGAAAAUGUGGGCAUUCAUGAGCAGCAGGAAAAAUACAGCUUUGGUGAAAAACAACCGGGAGGGGAUUCAGAGGGUUCUCACCACAGACUAUGCUCUUCUAAUGGAGUCAACUAGCAUCGAGUACAUCAGCCAGCGUAACUGCAACCUGACACAGAUUGGAGGCUUGAUAGAUUCAAAGGGCUAUGGAGUGGGAACCCCAAUUGGCUCCCCUUACAGAGACAAGGUCACCAUUGCCAUCUUGCAGCUUCAGGAGGAAGGGAAACUGCACAUGAUGAAGGAGAAGUGGUGGAGAGGCAAUGGCUGCCCAGAGGAGGACAGCAAAGAGGCCAGUGCUCUGGGUGUGGAGAACAUAGGGGGAAUCUUUAUUGUGCUGGCAGCUGGACUAGUCCUCUCAGUUUUUGUAGCAAUUGGAGAGUUUAUUUACAAAUCCAGAAAAAACUUGGACAUUGAGGAGGUGAGUGUUGGUCAGUGCGAAUGGCAUAACAAGUAUUAACACACUAGGGGACUCAAUAGAAGACUGCUAUGAACUUACAACACAUUUGAAUUGUCAUUGUUGUCUUCAGAGGACUACAGUUAUCACUGGGCCAACAAAAAUUCUGAAUGUGUUGAACUGCACUGUUACAAUCAAAACAGAAAUACUUUUUAAUGCAGAGUUUAAUGUUUUCAGUAGUUUUGAUGUAGAGCACAGAAAAACAUUUUAGUCUUAAUUGAAAGAAUACAUUUGAACCCCUUUCUAUGAUGCAGAUGGUUGUUGACUUCUGACAUCAUGACACUUGACCAUCUUGGCCUUGCUGUUUUUCGCAAAAAAAACCCUAUAACAUUGUAACAUUGUUUUGUGUGAAAAAAAUGUCAUGCCAUGAUGAUGGGUAAGUGAUGGUAAGUGGUAUUUUUUAGGCAUGUUUGCCAUGUUAAUUUCAACAACUGCAGUAGGUUUGAGAGUAUUCUGUUAUAAAAUGUUUUUCAUAAAAUUUUCAUGUUUAUAGCGCACAGAAACUUAACAUGACAUAACGGCACUACUUCUUACCACUUUUGUAUGUACUCAAAGCUUGAUUUGUUCAAUGACGGUUGUUUCCAAUGUGUUUAUGAAUGAGUGCUCCCUCAAGAUUUUAUUCAAGUUGCUUGACACUCAGGCCAUACGUCGCUUACUGUCUUUUCUUUUCUUUUUUUUGCUUUUGUAUUAUAUAAAGUUCAUAAACAUGCAUGUAUAAGUUUCGUCAUGUUGGAAUUGUUUCAGAAUGACUAAAGUUAUGUGAGAACAUUACAUCCUUUAACCUUU
Messenger RNA from Micropterus salmoides (largemouth bass), 3683 nucleotides. Its product is annotated as glutamate receptor ionotropic, kainate 1. Gene Ontology annotation, molecular function: transmitter-gated monoatomic ion channel activity involved in regulation of postsynaptic membrane potential; kainate selective glutamate receptor activity. Bases 333 to 2900 code for a protein of 855 amino acids. The transcript has 15 exons. NCBI's taxonomy places the organism in Eukaryota, Metazoa, Chordata, Actinopteri, Centrarchiformes, Centrarchidae. Gene Ontology annotation, biological process: synaptic transmission, glutamatergic; monoatomic ion transport; modulation of chemical synaptic transmission. The record is from RefSeq and is a predicted model, not a curated record. Gene Ontology annotation, cellular component: postsynaptic membrane; kainate selective glutamate receptor complex; presynaptic membrane.